Messenger RNA from Galeopterus variegatus (Sunda flying lemur), 1148 nucleotides. Its product is annotated as putative TP73 antisense gene protein 1. The record is from RefSeq and is a predicted model, not a curated record. NCBI's taxonomy places the organism in Eukaryota, Metazoa, Chordata, Mammalia, Dermoptera, Cynocephalidae.
GAAGGAUUCCCCACUGUUAACCGUCCGGGAUGAUUGGUGGGCCGGAUACUGAGUCCCCCCACUCUCUGUUAAAACGGAUUUCUCUUCUGUCCAGCUCAGCGGCCUCGGACCUUGCCGCAGCCGGCCUUCCCGUGCACCUGGGUCACCCGUCUCUACUCCCCCAGCCCCCAUGCCUGCUCUCAGGCGAUCCCAGCAUCACCAGCACCUGCAUGGUGCCCCCUCCUCCUGCAGGCCACACAUCUCUCCUCCCCGUACCCCCGGCUGCCAUCAGCUCCACCAUCAGCGACGCGUCUGGCCAGGAGGACCAAAUGCCAUCUACCUCCACUAGCCACCUUUCAGCGUUUCCUGCCGUCCUAAUGAAGAGGCCCUCGGUGCUCUCAAGGCAGACCAACCACAGACCGGUUUCAGAAGGCUCCAGCAGUGCCAUGUCCAGAGGUGGCGUGAGGUGGCUUAAUGAGAGCGGAGCUGGGGCGUCCAGCCGCCUUGGCCUGGCUGUCUUUGGGGUAGGGUACGGUAGUGCGGCGCUGUUGCAGAGUCUGACAGAGGAGAACAGCUGCUUCCUGCUUUACGUCGUCGAGGAUCAGCUGUGUGAAGUGCAGCGGGCCUUCAGAGCCGAGCUUGGCCCACACGAGGGUGAUUCGAGAACAGGACGCAGACAUUGUCCUCAACGACCAGCGUGUCUCUGGAGUUGUGGUCUGUUCCCCACCAGAGGCAGCUUCUGAAAUAGUGAUAGAUGCCCUCCGAGCAGGUAAGGGCUGCAGCUCAUUUUGCCCACCCCUGUGGUCACACGCUGUGUUUUCCAGUAGGCAGUGCCUGUCCACUGACGUGUGGGUGGGGGGCAGUGUCCGGUGGGUUUACAUGAAAACAAAAAACCACAUGAAAUCAAGGAGGGUCCAAGAGGUGUAGUUAGCAUUUCCCAAAACAUAUUCUUUUAGAUCCUAGUCCAUUGGAAUGAUAAUUGGUGUUGUACUGGGGGAGGGAAGGUUUUUGUUCUUCAGUACAUUUGGGGAAAAACAAGGUAAUUAGGUAGACAAGGUAACUAACUAAUGUGGCCUCUCCAACUUUACGUGUUCGUGGACACUUAGAAUCUAGCAUCUCCCAGUCAUUUUGUGUGUGUGUUACUUUGUUUUGAUUGUGCUAAAAUACAC